AUGAGCGCUAUUCUUUCCGCUGAUGAUUUAAACGACUUUAUAUCGCCCGGGGUGGCCUGCAUCAAACCUGUUGAGACCUUGCCGCAGAAAGGAACAAACAACUCAGAGGAAUAUGAAGUUACGACCGAAGACAAAGUUCAACCGGCACCUCAGAGUACGGCGCAAAUAUCCUUGACCGAUUGCCUUGCUUGCUCGGGCUGUGUCACGUCUGCCGAAGCAGUCUUGAUUUCGCUUCAAUCCCAUUCCGAAGUUCUUAAUACGCUCGAUGCCUAUCAACCAGCACCCUUCGUCCACGGACAAGACGGUCAUAUAACUCUGCCAAGAAAGCUUGAGGAAGAUGAAAAAAUAUUCAUUGCAAGUGUGAGCCCUCAAGUCAGGGCCAGUUUGGCUGCUACGUUUGGAGUUUCGGAAACCAAGGCGGGCUUCAUGAUUGACCAGUUUCUUGGUGGCCCGCAGGGACUACGUGCUGGGGGGGAGCACCAAAACGGGUUCACUUGGGUUGUUGACACUGACAUCUUGCGGCAAAUCGUGCUCACACUCACUGCCGAAGAAGCUGCACAAAAUCUCCAAGGCGGAGACUCGCCAACGAAUAAAGAGCAGACUGCCAGCCCGAAACGACCAAUCUUGUCGUCUGCGUGUCCAGGUUGGAUAUGCUAUGCGGAAAAGACGCACCCAUAUGUUCUACCCCAUCUUUCGCGCUUAAAGUCGCCUCAGGCGUUGGCCGGCACAUUUCUAAAGUCUAUACUGAGCCGUGUCCUUGGCGUUUCGCCGUCACAGAUAUGGCAUCUAGCGAUUAUGCCAUGCUUUGACAAGAAACUAGAGGCCAGUCGGGAAGAGUUGACUGAUGAAGCAUGGAGCUACGAUGGUAUAAAUACAUCUCAAUCACCUGUACGCGACGUGGAUUGCGUUAUCACCUCGAGAGAACUACUGAUGCUGGCAUCAACUCGGAAUAUCAACCUUUCGUCUUUACCGCUUAAACCUCUGUCUUCAACAUACGCACCUCACUUCCCGGAGGCUGCAGUGGAUUCAUUUCUAUUUGCUGGCGGGCCCAAGCAAAAUUCCUUUUAUGGGUCGUCUGGUGGCUAUCUUUACUAUGUUCUUUCUAGUUUUCAAGCACGGCACCCCGGAAGCAACAUCAUCACGCAGCGAGGCCGGAACUCCGAUGUGCUUGAAUACUCGCUGGUAUCAGAAUCAGGACAGCCUAUAAUCAAGGCUGCCAGAUACUAUGGGUUCCGAAAUAUUCAAAACCUCGUCAGGAGAUUGAAACCAGCUCGCACCUCACGAUUGCCUGGUGCUAAUAGACGCGGUCCUGCUGGGUCGAAUGCAGCACCUGGCCUGGAUCAUAUAUAUGUGGAAGUUAUGGCGUGUCCGGGAGGCUGCACUAAUGGCGGUGGCCAGAUACGCAUCGAUGAUGCCCGAGAGGCAAACUCAAGUUUACUUGGCUCUUCCUUAGAUGAGUCCUCAAAUCAGACACAAAAAUCGUCGCUCCAAGAACAGCGCGCCUGGCUUGCACGUGUCGACGAGGCAUACUACUCGGCUGAUGAUUCUGAAGAAGAGUCGGAAUACGCAGCAACGAACAUGUCGAUUCCUGAUGUAGAGGCUAGGGUACACGGCAUUUUGAAGCACUGGACUGACCUUACGGGGAUUAACCUAGAGAAACUGGUUUACACGACGUUCAGAAAGGUCGAAAGCGAUGUUGGAAAGGACAAGAGCGUCAACGAUACUUCGCGGGUUGUUGAACUCGCUGGAAAGAUUGGUGGUGGUUGGUGA
Molecule: messenger RNA, 1770 nt
Organism: Talaromyces rugulosus
Lineage: Eukaryota; Fungi; Ascomycota; Eurotiomycetes; Eurotiales; Trichocomaceae
Exons: 2
Coding region: 1-1770 (589 amino acids)
Biological process (GO): iron-sulfur cluster assembly
Cellular component (GO): cytosolic [4Fe-4S] assembly targeting complex
Molecular function (GO): 4 iron, 4 sulfur cluster binding
Source: RefSeq, a predicted model, not a curated record